This is a messenger RNA of Racocetra persica, 459 nucleotides long. NCBI's taxonomy places the organism in Eukaryota, Fungi, Glomeromycota, Glomeromycetes, Diversisporales, Gigasporaceae. The record is from the annotation of a GenBank genome assembly.
CGCAUCAAAGCUAUAGCUGCGCGUUUCGGAAUUGACCAUGAAGCUGCCCUUGAGAAUAUUCUUUUUGCUCGCGCUUACACUUCUGAACAUCAAAUGGAGCUUAUUAUCGAGUUGGCUGCUCGGUUUGCUGAAGAAAAAGGAGUAAUCGAUUCCAUAAUCGCUCUCUUUCGAACCGAUUAUGCUGGUCGUGGUGAACUUGCCGAACGGCAACAGAAGCUUAAUAUUAUGCUCAGCCGCCUGACCAAGAUUGCAGAAGAGUUUAACGUUGCUAUUCAAGCUGAUCCUGGAAGUAAUAUGAUGUUUGUAAGUGAUCCUCGUAAGCCUAUAGGUGGCCACGUUCUCGCACACGCAUCCACUGUUCGCCUUUACCUGCGCAAAGGUCGUGGUGACGAACGAAUUGCCAAGGUUUAUGAAUUAAAAAAAACAUAUUUAUAUAAUUUAUAUCUAGGUGGAUACGAG